CACAAACAUAACAUUUAACUGUAGUUUUAGUGAUUUCUUUUUUUCGAUUUUGAGGCAUAUUCACAUCGGUGUGGUAUAUAUAGCACGUUGCGCAUUCGGUCAAAUCAGAAACAAAUCAUUCUUCAAACCAAAAGAACUUCAAAAUGCGUGCAUUCUUUGUGUUGUGCUUAGCUACAGUGGCGUAUGCCGACAAAUUGGGCUACAACUACCACCCAGUAGGACACUCUGACUCUGGUCUAUCCUUUGCACCAGGUGGUUCCUCAGGAAGCAUUGGUGGAUUGGGUGGCUCUGGAGGCCUCGGUGGUCUCGGUGGUUUGGGAGGCUCAGGUGGUCUUGGAGGAUUAGGUAGCGGUGGUAGCCUUGGUGGACUCGGCGGCGGUCUUGGCGGAAGUGGCGGCAGUGGCAGUCUUGGUGGUCUCGGUGGUUCAAGCGGUGGUUUGGGUGGUCUUGGCGGUUCCGGUGAUAUCGGUAGCUCUGGCAGCGUUGGACCAUCAUACUCCGCUCCCGCUCAAGCUGAAUUCAACAAGGAAUUCUUCUCCUACUCCGCCCCUGAACAAGAUUUCGAUGAUGCUGGUGCCAGCCAAGAUGUUGCCAACUCACUGAAGAAGAACCUCCGUGUUAUCUUCAUCAAGGGACCCGAAAACCGUGGACUCGAAAACGCUGCCCUCCAAUUGGCCAAACACGCUGCUGAAGACCAAACCGCCAUCUAUGUUUUGCAGAAACAGAGCGAUAUCGGAGAUUUGGCUAAGAAACUCAACUCUAUCCAAGGCCAGAGCGCACACAAACCCGAAGUACACUUCGUCAAAUACCGUACCCCUGAGGAUGCUGCCAACGCACAACGUGCUAUCCAAUCCCAAUACGACCAAUUGGGCGGUAACUCCCAAUCUCAUGACGGUGGUGUUGCCCCAGUGCACAACUUCGCUUCCCAAGCUCCAGUUGAAGCACCAGAAGUACAUGCUCCACGCAACUCCUACUUGCCCUCUUCCAUCAUCCGUGUUUAAGAUGGACUAUUGAUUGGAGGACUAAACAUAUGCCUCACUGAAGAACUGAUUUGUUAAAUUUAUUUGUUGAAACAUUUAUAUGUUUCACAAUUGUUGUUGAACCCUGCUAGUUAUUGUUAUUGUUAACGAAUAUAUUAAACUAUUUACGAAAAAAUUUUAA
Messenger RNA from Zeugodacus cucurbitae (melon fly), 1161 nucleotides. RefSeq names its product mesenchyme-specific cell surface glycoprotein-like. Lineage: Eukaryota; Metazoa; Arthropoda; Insecta; Diptera; Tephritidae. The coding region runs from base 144 to 1001 and encodes 285 amino acids. The transcript is spliced from 2 exons. The record is from RefSeq and is a predicted model, not a curated record.